AAUUAUAUCUGUAACUUAUGUAAAUCCAACCCAGCACCACCACUCCCACAACAACACCCCGCAAAGGCGACCCUUUCUCACGGACACACAAGCGGCAAUGGCGCCCCUCCCAGCCGCAGAACCGGCCGAGCCGCUAGAGCGCCUCCCCAUGCCCUCACGGAACCCGCUCCCGUUGUCCGCGGGCCAGGAGACGCAGGUGCGGGACCUAUAUUUUGCGCGUGUGCGCGCCCUUUGCGCGGCAGAGAUUAAAGAAUUCGCAGAAUGCGCAGUCGGCCGAACAUUUACAGCGCCAUUUGCGUGUCGCGCCCAAAGACUAGGGAUGAACAGCUGCAUGAUCGCGCACGCCACGCAAGCGGAGCAAGAUAACGCGCGAGAAGAGUGGUUCGGGCUACGGCUUCAACGACAGAAAGACCGCGAAGCGAAGGAUAGGCGGCGGAAGGAGCAGGAGAAGUUUCAUAGGGAGUGGUGGGGACUGCCGGAGGCGGAUCGGGAGGGGGAGAAGGGGAAUGCGGUGUUGAGGGAGGCGGAGAGGGUGGGGGGGUUCCCGAAGAGUGAUGAGGGGCAGUUGAGUAAGGAUAGGCAUCGGUAGGGAGGGAGAUUGGGAGUGCAUGGAUGGGCGUUUGGGUUGUUUACUGUAUUUCUAUAUGGCGCUUGGGUUGCGCGGCGUGUUGGAUGUGUAGGAUAGGUGGAUGGAUAGUCUCCCAAUUGAGUGAAGCUUGUAUCUAUAAGCCAUGGGGUUCUUGAAUGCUGUGAGAGCCGUAGCGGGGCAUCGUGUCUAUAAG
Messenger RNA from Pseudogymnoascus destructans, 782 nucleotides. RefSeq lists its product as uncharacterized. The transcript is spliced from 2 exons. Lineage: Eukaryota; Fungi; Ascomycota; Leotiomycetes; Thelebolales; Thelebolaceae. The coding region runs from base 98 to 589 and encodes 163 amino acids. The record is from RefSeq and is a predicted model, not a curated record. Gene Ontology annotation, cellular component: mitochondrion.